AUGAAAUUUCAGCAUCUUGUUUAAUUGAACAUGGUUAUUCAAUUAUAAUUUGUACAGAAGAAGGUGAUUUAUAUAAAAUUUCAUUAAAACAUGGUGAAAUAUUAUAAUAAUGGGAAUCUUUUUAUUAAGAUGAAAUCAUAUCUAUUUGAUAUGAUGAAAAUUAUAAAAUGUUACAUAUUGUUUCAAUAAAGGAAUUUUAAAUAUUUACCUUUAACUCAACUAAAUGCUUGUUAAUGUAAAUUUUAUAAAAAUAAAUGGCCAAUACGUCAACUUACAGUAAAUAUUAAGGUUGAUUAGUUGUUAGUUAUGAGAUUUUAUAUAAAUUUGAAAUUUGGAAUAUUAUUGUGUAUCAAUAUAAACAUAUAUAGAAAAUAAUGCAAUGGUAACAUCAAUGAUAUUUUGUGAUUGUCUUCCUCUUUUAACUAUAGAAACUAAUAAAGCUGAUAUAUUUAUAUUUUAAUUAGUUUAAAAGAAUGAUAAAUUAUGA
This is a messenger RNA of Paramecium sonneborni, 487 nucleotides long. The record is from the annotation of a GenBank genome assembly. NCBI's taxonomy places the organism in Eukaryota, Ciliophora, Oligohymenophorea, Peniculida, Parameciidae.